CAAACACUUAAUGGACUGAACAGAGCAGAUUAAUAUGAACAAUCUCCACUGAUGAUCUCAUUUUAUUCAGCUCUACAGCACAAUGUACAGCCUUAUUUUAACCUGUUUUUUCUCAGUAUUUUUGGAUGGUGUGUUUGGCGUUGAGGCGGGUGUAAUGAAGACCGUAAUAGAGGGAGAUUCUGUCACUCUAAACAUUGAUUAUUCUAGAAUACAGUAUAUUCUGAUACAGUGGUUUGCACCUCAACGCUUUUAUAUAGCUCGAAUAGAUGGAGAUGACAAUAAAGUUUCAUAUGGGGAUGAUAAGAUAUUCAGAGACAGAGUGCAACUGGAUCAGACUGGAUCUCUCACUAUCAGGAACAUCAGAAUCAAACACGCUGGUCAAUAUAAAGUAGAGAUAAUCAGCAGCAAAACAACUUCAUACCAGACAUUUAAUAUUAUUGUCCAUGAUUCUCCACGUGUAUCUCGUGAACAGACAGAAGACCUGAAGUCUGUGCCAGUGACAGUUGGAGAUUCUACCACUUUAAGCACAGAUUUUAAAACACAUGGAGAUGAGCUGAUACUGUGGAGGUUUGGACCUGAAGGCCAUCUCAUAGCUAAAUGUGAUAUAGAGGACAAUAAUAUCUCAUAUGAUGGUACGGAUGGGAGAUUCAAUGGCAGACUACAGCUGGAUCAGACUGGAUCUCUCACCAUCACAGACACUAGGACCACAGACACUGGACUUUAUCAACUACAGAUCUACAAUAACAUAGGGACCAAAUACAGGAGAUUCAGUGUUUCUGUCAGUGAUGGGGGUCUGUCUUCAGGUGCUGUAGCAGGAAUAUGUGUUGUGGUACUAUUUAUAGCUGCAAUUGCUAUUGUUAUUUAUUAUCAGCACAGGAUCUCUCAACUAAAGACACAAAUAAUUGAUACAGAUGAACUGAAGACAGCUUUAGUGAUGAAGGGAGAACCUGUCACUCUAAACGCUGAUGAUGCUCAUAUACAGAGAGAUGAUGUAAAUGUGUAUUUUGGAGUCGCUCUUUUAGCUAAAAUCAGAAGAGGAGAGGUCUCAUCUGAUGGCGUUGAUGAGAGAUUCAGAGACAGGCUGCAGCUGGAUCUGAAUGGAUUUCUCAUUAUAACAGACAGCAGAAGCACAGACACUGGAAUUUAUGAAAUGAAGCUCAUCAGCAGCAGCAGAGAGAUCACAUACAUGAGAUUAUUUGCUACUGUCAGUGAUGAAGAAGUGAUCAGAAAGCAAGUGACGAAGGGAUGUCCAGUCACUCUAUUCACAUUUACUGAAAUAACGGAAGAUGCUGAGAUAAUGUGGAGAUUUGAAAACACUGCCAUAGCUAAUAAAAACAAAACGGACAAAAAAAUCUCAUUAGAAGAUGUUGAUGUUCUUAAUGGGAGAUUUAAAGGCAGACUGCAGGUAAACGAACAGACUGGAUCUUUCAUCAUAACUGACAGCAGAAUCACAGACUCUGGAGAGUAUGAUCUAAAGAUCACCAGCAGAAGAGCAACUGUACACCAGAGAUUUGAUGUUACCGUCCAUGCUGGUGUUGAUACAGAUGCGAUGACAGUUUUAGUGAUGAAUGGAGAACCUGUCACACUAAUCACAGAUGAUACUCGCAUACAGAGUGAUGAUGUGAACGUGUAUUUUGAAGACACUCCCAUAGCUCAAAUCAGAGAAGGAGAGAUAUCAUCAGUUGAUAUGAGAUACUUAGGCAGACUGCAGCUGGAUCAGACUGCUGGAUCUCUCAUCAUCACAGACACAAGAACCAAAAACAAUGGACUUUAUAAAUUGAAGAUAAGCAGCAUCAAUGAAGAGAUCACAUAUAAGAGAAUAAUUGUUACUGUCAUUGGUGAACAAGUGAUCACAAAGCAAGAGAUGGAGGGAUAUUUUGUCAAUCUAAACACUGAUACUGAAAUACAAGAAGAUGCUGAAUUAGUGUGGAUAUUUGAAGACAUUGUCAUAGCUAACAAAAACAAAGAGAACAAAAAGAUCUCAUUACAUGAGGAUGCUCUUGAUGGGAGAUUCAGAGGCAGACUGAAGGUGAACAAACAGACUGGAUCUCUCACCAUCACAAACACCAGAAUCACAGACUCUGGAGAAUAUGACCUAAAGAUCAACACCAGAAGAGCAAAUAUACAUAAGAGAUUCAACAUUAUUGUAUGUGGACGUUCCAGAUCAGGCAGUGUGAAUGAAUCAACAAUGAUCAACAUGCUUCCACUAAAUAUAGCUGGUCAUGACAGAGUAAAUGAGUCGGAUCCUUUGUUGAAUGAUGGGGUAGCUGAUGGAGAGAAUGAGCAGCUGGGGACUUCUGUUUGAGAUAGACCACGCUCACUAGUGUGAAUCACUACAGAUGCACCCAUUUUUGAAGACCUUACUAGUACAAAGUAUCUCGUUUUAUGGUGCUUUCAGACAAGUAGCUCGCUUGUGCGGCCCAUUUUCCAAAAGCAUCGUAAUUUAAGUAGUACUUGAAAAUGGUCGUAGGUUAACGAGUGCUAUUAAAAUGAAGCAGUGAUUGUGUAAAAGAAAUGUAUCGUUCUGCACACAGCGAUUGCCAAACAAAAUGCAAUUAUGUAGUGAAUUAAGUUGUACAUUUAAGAAAAUAUUUUUAAAUAUUUCCAGCGAGGUAAAUUACAAAUGUUUUUAAAGUUACACACAAAUAUAAUGAAGUUGCAAUGACGAGCAGCACUAUACGGUCACAUUUCAGCACUUCACGUUUAUGGACAGCGUCUCUUAAGUACCACUUAAAGCGUGUCCUUGCACAUUCAUGUUAAGUGCAGUUUUGGAAAAUGCAUGUAAAAUAUAACGAACGUUCACAAAAUUGCUUGUAGAAAACUCUUAACCACCAAAGAUCAAUCGUUAUCGGGAAACGCAGCCCAGGACGGUUACUGAGAUUAAGCAAGUAGUAUUCGGCUGGUCAUGUGAUUCCAAUAUGGCCGCCCCCAUUUGUGGACCCUCUCCAUGUAGAAUAAAACAGCUUUAAUAAGGUUACUGAUAUGACUGGAGUCUUCAUUUUAAUGUGAGUGCUCAUGAUUUCUGACAUAUAUUGCACAAUUACAAUUCAUGUAUUUAGGAGUUAAACUUUUUUAAUGGGGAAAAAAUUACUGAGUGCACCUUUAACUUUUACUUGAGUCAUUUUACACAAAGAUAUUUUACUUAAAGUAGCUCAUGAGAAAAAUACUUAAGUAAAAGUAUUAAAGUAAGCGUUAUCAAAUGUAUUUAAAUAUCAAAAGUAUAAGUAUAUAGCUUUGACUAAUUCUAAAGAAUCAAAUUGAUCAAAAGAUUCAAAUCGCUUCGCUAAAUGAAUCGUUCAUUCUGCUUUCUGAAAUGAUUUGACCGAUUAAAAAGAAUCCGAUCCGACUCAAAUCAUUCUUUCUCUAAUCGAUUCGCCAAAUGAAUUUAGCGACUUUCUUAUUGAUGAAUGUUGUGCUAAUUUUGCAAUGUUUCUGUGUUUUUCAUCAUGUUUACUGAACUUUUGUGUCUUUGGGUUUGUGUAGCUGUAGCAUCAGACGUUAUUCUCUUUUUUACUGUCUGUGAUUUUUGUAUUUUUUUUAGGACGUUCCAGAUGAAUUAAGUCCAAUUUUUGAACCAGUUUGGCCGAUUCAAAGGAUCAAAUUGAUCAAAAGAUUUGAUUAUUAUUUCGUGAAUCGAUUCACUAAUUGAAUUAAGUCCACUUUCUGAACUGAUUUAAACCAAUUCGAAAGAAUCACAUCGAUCAAAAGGUUCGAUUCAAAUGAUUCAUUCACAAAUCAUUUCUCUAAAUGAUUCAAAAGAAUCCAAUUGAUCAAAAUAUUACACAAACAAUUCACUAAAUGAUUAGUUCAGUCCACUUUUUGAUCCAGUUUGACGAUUUCAAAAGGAUCGAACUGAUCAAAAGUUUCAACUCAAUCAAUUAUUUCGCCAAUCGGAGCACACCAUCACCAAUCUGUGUGCAGUUUACAUUUGCAGCUGUUAUUUGUGGUUUUCAGUUGCAAAAGUAAUGUAAAAGAGUAUCGGAGUAAAAGUAUUUAUUUAUUAUGUAAAAUGCUGUGAAGUAAAAGUGAAAGUCAGCAAAAAUAUUCAUACUUGAUUAAAGUAGAAAUAUUCAAAAAACGUACUUAAGUACAGUAAGUAUUUUUAUUUUGUUACUAUACACCUCUGGUCAGCUGUUAAACAUUUUUGGCUAUUGUUUAUGUUACGGUUAUGCAAAGCAUCACUGCGUGGUACAGAAUACACGUUCCUGUCAGAGGUUGCACUGCGAAUACACGCAUUAUUUGUCUCUCGGUUGGAUAUGAACAGGAAAAUUUCCAUUGUGGUUAUUUUGUAUCCGUCGUUAGUUGGCUUUGCAUUAUUUCUGUAUUUAAAAGUGUCUGUUCUCGCAGUCACAGAGCUCUUUCUCUCAUGCAUGGUAUGGCGUAUGCCCAUACAGCAGAAAGAGUGAAGCAAUAGUGUUUUCAACUGUCAAAAAGCUGCUAACGCUGCUCUGAUAGCACACAUACAUCACCCAGACGUCUAUUUGAUGUGUGUGUUUAGAUCUGGAAGACAUCUAUAUGACGUAUGUCAAAAGUGUUGUCUUGGAUGUCAAUAAGACGUUCAGCAGAUGUCUUUGAGAUGUUUAUGAUUUAGAAUGUUUGUAAAUCUGAUCUUUUUAAGAUGUUUAGCUGAUGUAAGAUACUUUCCAGAUCUAAAAAGGACAUCUCAGAGAUGUACGUGUGCUGGGUAUCUGGGUUGAUUCUCUCUUGUAUAGAUCGUCGAUAGCACACGUAUGUCUCUGAGAUGUCUGUUUUAGAUCUUUUCAUCUGGAAAGCAUCUUACAUCUGCUAAACAUCUUAAAAAGAUCAUAUUUACAAACAUUCUGAAUAAUAAAUGUCUCAAAGACAUCUGCUGAAUGUCUUAUUGACAUCCGAGACACCACCCCACCAUAGCGACCCGAUGUGAGUACUACAGAGUAGUAUCAGUGCACCUCUAACUGUUACAUCAUCAACAUUUGAAUGACAUCGUCUAUAACAAAACAUAUUUCUGCCUCCUAUGUAAAUCAAUUUAGUAAAAAUAAGAAAUCAGCUUGCUCUUGAGUUGUGAAACUGAAGAGUGAAAAUCUUAUUUGGUUUUUGAUAAACAGUGAAAUAUGCUUUCGUUGUAUAUCUUCACAGGUAAGGUCACAGGAGUGGCCGCUUUAAUAUCACGGGGCACCUGUUAGUUUCCACUCAGAUAAGGGGUGCCCCGAACUCAGGGUAAAAUUUUUAUGUUUCUCUUUUUUAUUGUUACUUAGACUUUUAUGUAUAUUUUCUUUUCUUUAUCAUUUCUUUGAAUUACCACUGAGUAUGAAAUGUGCUAUAAAAAAUUUACUUGACUUGCCAUGCCAUGCCGGAACUGCAAUUUCAUGCAUACUUUUAUUUGUUCGGGUCUUAAAAAGAUCUUAAAAACUACUUGAUUUGGUUUUAAAAACUCUGCAAUAACCCUGCUGAACAGUAAUCUUACUCACUGCAUAGAUCAUAACAGGUUAAUGUUAGAUACAACCUACUGUAUAUUUUGUAUAUUUUAUAUAUACUAUUACUACUUUAUUGUAUAAUGUAUAUUAUAUAUUGCGUGUAUUGUAUACUGUACAGUGUAUGUUAUUAUUUGUAUCUUGUGUUGUGUGUAAUUAUGUGUAUAUUAGAUAUGUAAAUUGUGAUGUGUAAAUCUGAUGUUUAUUGUAAAUUGGUAUAUGUCUCAUCACUGUCAUGACUGCUAUGUUACUCAGAACUGCACCCAAGAAUUUCACCCACUGUUGCACUUGUGUAUAUGAUUGAGUGACAAUAAAGUGAUUUGAUUUGA
Molecule: messenger RNA, 5779 nt
Organism: Myxocyprinus asiaticus (Chinese sucker)
Lineage: Eukaryota; Metazoa; Chordata; Actinopteri; Cypriniformes; Catostomidae
Exons: 9
Coding region: 83-2305 (740 amino acids)
Source: RefSeq, a predicted model, not a curated record